Molecule: messenger RNA, 793 nt
Organism: Trichobilharzia szidati
Lineage: Eukaryota; Metazoa; Platyhelminthes; Trematoda; Strigeidida; Schistosomatidae
Source: the annotation of a GenBank genome assembly
CGAUGUGCUGCCUGUUCCUGCUUCCAGGAGAGAUGCAUCCGUGCAAUAACAGAAUUUGUGGAAGAUCUAGAACAGAAUGGUUUUAAAUAAGAAGAUGCAAGCGCCACUGAAACACACUGUUUGAAUGAGCUAAUCAAAGACUAUUGGAUUUGAAGCCAAUUUACUGAGAGCUGACCAAUCAAAACCACGUAAAAGCCAGUGACCUUGUUGUCUGGGAAAACUUAAAUUUCCCAUUUAUCGAUCGGGAAUUUGGGUCAUCGUAGAGUGAGAUAACGGGAAAUGGGAGACGGAAGCAGAAAGGCUGUUGUUAAAAAUGCGGAUAUGUCUGAAGAAAUGCAGCAAGAUGCAAUAGAAACAGCAACACAUGCUUUCGAGAAAUAUAACAUUGAGAAAGAUGUAGCCGCUUACAUUAAAAAGGAGUUUGAUAAAAAGUACAGUCCAACAUGGCACUGCGUUGUUGGAAGGAAUUAUGGAAGUUAUGUGACACAUGAAACCAAGCAUUUCAUUUACUUUUAUGCUGGACAAGUUGCCAUUCUUUUGUUCAAAUCCGGUUAAUGCAUAUUUCCAUAAAUGUAUUUGAAUGAUUUUAAAAAUAUAGAGUAUAUAUAAUCUCAUGCAAAUUUAAUUAAUUAAUUUUUUCUAAUAUCUGUAAAGAAGCUAUUGCAGUUUUAGUAUCUUCCUGUGUACGUCGAGUUCAGACUUGAUUUUUUAUAUCAGGCUCGAGUCCAUGUUUAUCCAUUUCUGUUAAUUACUUGUGCUUGUCUGUCCCCUUCACGAGUGACUCAUUUGGAGG